AUGCACGACCGAUCACCACAAAAUUCAUUCAAGAAUUUUAAGAAGAAAAAUAUGAGGAAAUGUGGUUGGUGUGGCAACAUUAAACAUGCUAAAGAGCAAUGUCCUGCGAAAUCGUCUGAAUGUCAUAAAUGCCAUAAAAUUGGUCAUUGGGCAAAAGUUUGCAGAUCAACAGGGACGACAUUCAAGAAACAAAGAAAUGCAGCUAUGCUUCGAUCAUCAAAACAAGAAAUACAUCCAGAUUACUAUGCUAGCUCACUAAAUAGUAUUCAAAGAACAUUUGCAGCAACAAAAGACCUGAAAAUAGGCAAAGAACACAUCAAAUUUCUAAUUGACACGGGAAGUGAUGUCAACACACUACCAGCGUGGAUGUAUAAAAAGGCAACAGGUGACUACAGAUUACGACAUGUAAAGAAGGCUCGUGAAAGUUUUAUGUGUUAUAAUGGCCAAUCAGUGCAUACCAUUGGCAACGUCAACUAUAACUGUUCAGAUGACAGUGGAAAAACACACAAUUUAAACUUUCUGCUUUUGAAUGACCAAGUUGAUCCCUUAAUUGGUAUUCAAUCAGCUAUAAAGACGCAAUUAGUAACACUGCAUCGUGUAGAAAACCCAGCCUGUAUGUCUAUGGAAAGCAAACAAGAACAAAAACUUAAAAGCAAGCAACAUGUUUUAUCAGCUUACCCACAAGUAUUUGCUGAUAUUCCAGGUGACAUAGGAGUCACACAUCACAUUUGCAUAGAUAGCAAUGUACAGCCUGUUUAUCACAAACAGCGUAAAGUGCAAGAACCUCUUCGAGUCAAAGUUAAAGAAAAACUUGACAUGAUGGAAAAACAAGGUAUCAUAAAGCCGGUAUCAGAACCGACAGACUGGCAAAGUUCGAUGAUAACUGUACUCAAACCAAAUAAAGAAAUAAGAAUAUGCUUAGAUUGCAAAGAGCUGAACGAUGCAAUAAAGCGCGAGUACUAUACUAUGCUAACUUUUGAAGAAAUAGCUUCUCGUCUAAAUGGUGCGAGAUAUUUUACAAAGUUAGAUGCUAAACAUGGUUACCACCAGAUUCGUUUGGAUGGAGAAUCAUCUUUUCUAACCAUAUUCAGCACACCAUUUCAAAGAUACAGAUUUCUGAGAAUUCCUUUUGGUUUAAACAAAGUCAUCUGUAUCUUUGCCAUCUAA
This is a messenger RNA of Styela clava, 1167 nucleotides long. NCBI's taxonomy places the organism in Eukaryota, Metazoa, Chordata, Ascidiacea, Stolidobranchia, Styelidae. The record is from RefSeq and is a predicted model, not a curated record.